AUGGAUUUGGAAGCGUUUGUGUCUCUGCUGCGUGCGGUGAUCUCGCCCGAUCCCGCACUGCGCAAGGAGGCGGAGCGGCAGAUCAAGGAGGGGAAGGAGAAACAGCCUGCAGCUCUGAUUUCCUUGAUUCUUCAGACGGUGCAGACCCACAGCGAUGACGAGGUGCGCCUCCAAGCCGCCGUCCUCUUCCGCAGCUUCUUCCGCGGCGUGAUCGACAGCGAAUCGCACGUGUGGAAGCAUCUCGGCGAGACGGAACGGUCGCAAAUCAAGCAGAUCCUGCUCCACUGUCUCGACACCGAAAAGAACAAGCUGGUGAGAAACAACAUCUGCGACACCAUCAGCGAUCUCGCCUCCGACCUCAUCCCGAUCGACCAGUGGGAUGACCUCGGCCAAGUCCUCCUCGCCAUGAUUCAAAGCGGAGUCCCCGUCAAGCAACAAACUGGACUGAAAAUCCUCUCAGAAAUCGCCCCCGUCCUCACAGAACAACUCGCUGCAGCCGCCCCCAUCGUCUGCAAAAUCAUCUGCGCAUGCAUGGCCGCCGGACAGGACGUCAACACCAGAGUCGAAGCCUUCGCGCUCUUGGUCUCUGUCGUGGAAGAUGUGAACAAACGCGUGUACAAGAAAUUUCUGCCUGACGCAAAGACGCGCGCGGCCCCAGAGUGCCCGCCUGUACAGCUCCUUAUCAUCGACACGCUGGAGGCGACUUUGCGAGCAGGCGCUGAAGACGACUACGCUUUGGCGGAAAGAAUGAUGGUUUUGGUGAUCCAGUUGUGCGAAGCGGAGCAAGGAGGCGGCGUGGCUCUGAUGCGCCCGCACUUGGCGCAGUUUUGCGACUACCUUUUGGCGAUUUCGUUGAUUGGGCAGGGACAACAACAGGCGGCAGAGGCAGCUGCCGCCGCGGGGACAGCCGCGGCGGCAGCUGCGCAGGCUGCUGCGGCCUCCUUGGGCGCGUCGGGCGCGGAACCGAAAGGCCCGUGCGUCGCCGCGACCGCGUGUGCGGCGAAGACGAGCGACGAGGAGACACCUGAGGGCCUGCAGAGCUGCCGAAAGUACGCAGUUGAGGCAAUGAUUUGCUGCGUCGAGCAAAAGAACCAAGUGAUGCUCAAAGUUCCCAACUUCCUCAACCGGCUCCUCGAGGCGCUGCUCAUGUGCAUGCUCGACAUCCGCGACAGCUCCUACGCCAAGUGGCUAGAAGAAGGCGACGAAGAAGACGAGCAGCGUUUCUUCGAUGUCGGCGAAGAGGGGCUAGACCGUCUCUGCCGGGCCUACAGCUCGGACGAAGACAUUGCGGUCGGCAGUCGCACGCAAGCAGCCUCGCUGUUGCUGCCCGCGCUGUUCAACUACAUCACCACCUUUUUGCAGCGGCCGGAGUGGGAGUAUCGGUUCGUCGCCUUGAUGGCCAUCUCGCAGACGGUCGAGUACGUCCAGGAAGACCAAGAGGAGGAACUCGACUACAUUGCCAAGACGCUCAUGCGGUACUUGGGCGACCCUGACUUUCGAGUCCGGUUCGCAGCUGCCCAGGCGAUCGGCCAAAUGAGUCUGGACCAGACGCCGUACGUGCAGGAACAGUUCGCGAGUGAAAUGCUCCCGCUCCUCAUCGCCAGGAUGGACGACGAGGUUCCGCGCGUUCAGGGCCACGCGUGCGCGGCGUUCGUGAACUUUUCCGAGGAAGUCGAGAAGGCCGAGAUGCUCAAGGUCGCAGGACAAGUGAUGGAGAAGCUUCUGACGAAGAUCCGCCCGGGCACUCCCAAGACGGUCCGCGAACAUGCAGUCACAUGCAUUGCCGUCGUCGCGGGCGUGCUGGAGGAGAGCUUCGUACCUUACUACUCCGCAGUCGUGCCUUCUCUUCUCGACGUCAUCACCAACAGCACGGCUCUCGAACUCCGCUCCCUCCGAGGCAAAGCGAUUGAGUGCAUCUCCAUUGUCGGCCUCAGCGUCAGCCGCGAACAGUUUGCGGAAGACGGGAAAGUCGCGAUGGAGGCGAUGCUUCAGAUUGCCGAGAGCACUGCAACAUGCGAAGACUCCAAGACGAGCAGUUGCUGCUCUCAAGCCACGCAGCACAGAUGCAUGGACGAAGAAGGCGACGCCGUCCGGGAGUACCUGACCGAGGCGCUUGGCCGCAUGUGCCGAGCCAUGGGUGCCGACUUCCUCGUCUACUUGCCGCGGAUCCUUCCCCGACUGCUCGACGUCCUCACUGUCAAACCCAAAGAAAUGAAAGCGGAAGAAGCAGAAGAUGACGAAGACAUGACGUACGUGAUUUUGGAUUCGAACACGUCGCUGGGGUUGAAGACGUCCUUGCUGGAGGAGCAGAGUCGGGCGUUGGAUCUCCUGUGCACCAUCACGACGGUGCUUCAGGAUCCGCUGACGGCUGCCUCUCUUUCGUCCGCGGCGUUUUCGGCCUCUUCGUUCCUGCAGCCUGUGGCUGAGGCAGUCUUCCCGCUCCUCACCCACGUUCUCUCUGAAGACAUCAAACAGAAGGCUCUCGAGACGAUGGCCUCGCUCAUUGGGACGUGCAAGCAGCUAGUCCUGCAGUACGUACAGCGCGCGGUUCAGGCGCGCAGCGAGGGCCAGGCGCCAGCCGAAGAAGAGGCGCGACGCAGCGGCGCAAGCGUGAAGGAAAUGCUGCGCGCGAUGACCCUCCGAACCUGCGGCGAAGUCUUCAAGUCCCUCCAAGACGAAGACGGCGACGUCGACUCCAUGGUUGCGGAGGCCUCGGGACUGAACGACUGCCUGUCCAAAGCCGGCGCAGAAGUGUUCACCGACGAAGAGGUCUCCCAACAAGCCCUCAAUGUGUUCUCGGCUUUGGAGAAAUCCUUCGAGCGACGCAUUGACAUAUCGGCUCGGAAGAACCGCCAAGACGAAGAAGUCGACGAGGACGACAUGCUCCGCCUGGAAGAAGAAGAUCAGCAGGAGCAGACGCUGCGUUCGUCCCUCUUGGAGAUUGUCGGGACACUCAUGGCGACACAUCCGAAGGAGUUUCUGCGCAGCAAAGCCAGCGAAGCAGCUGCUGCCUUCGUGCAACAAUUCCUCCGAGAUGACGCGGCCGACGAGGACAAGAGCGUCGCUCUCUACGUCUGCGAUGACAUUCUUCAACACCUCAAGGCUGCAACGGACAACACGGCCGCGGCGUUGGGCGAUUUGCUACGCCACUACGGAGGCUCGAUGAGUGCAGAGGAGCAGCAAGUGCUGCUGGCGAGCUGGUUGGAGAACUUGCCGCUCAAGCAAGAUGAAACGGAGGGACUCCGCAUGCAUAAAUUCCUCAUGGAAGCUGUUCUACAGAACAACGCAGUCGUCCUGGGACAGAACGCGAGCAACCUACCGCGGCUUUUGCAGAUUUUGUGCGCAGUGUAUCGCACAGAUUUCUCCGACUCCGAUUUGAACGAGGAAAUCAAAAAGCUUUUUGCUCAGAUCAACACAACGAGUCAGCCAGCGCCUUUGGCUGCUCUCUGCCAAAGCUUCACUGCAAAGGAGCAGAAGAAGCUGCAGAAAAUUCUCAAGUAG
Molecule: messenger RNA, 3501 nt
Organism: Neospora caninum
Lineage: Eukaryota; Apicomplexa; Conoidasida; Eucoccidiorida; Sarcocystidae
Product: putative importin beta-3 subunit
Exons: 12
Coding region: 1-3501 (1166 amino acids)
Biological process (GO): protein import into nucleus
Cellular component (GO): cytoplasm; nucleus
Molecular function (GO): small GTPase binding; nuclear import signal receptor activity
Source: RefSeq, a predicted model, not a curated record